AUGAACCCCAAGAUUUCCGACUUCGGCCUCGCGAGGCUCUUCAGGGGAGACCAGACGCAGGGCAUCACCAGCCGUGUCGUCGGAACAUAUGGUUACAUGGCACCGGAGUACGUGUUGCGCGGGAACUACUCGGUCAAGUCGGACGUGUUCAGCUUCGGCGUCAUGGUUGUGGAGAUCGUGACGGGAAAGAAGAAGAACGACUGCUACACCUCCCGGCUAUCGGAAGAUCUGCUGACGCUUGUGAGUGAUGUUCGUGAACAUAUUCUGGAUAGUUGUCUCAAGAUCGUUGCAGCACAACUCUUGACUGAUCGCCACGAGCUCAAUGAUUCAGGUGUGGGAGCAGUGGACGGCCGGGUUAGUCCUUGGAUGACUUGGAAAAAUAAAAUACUGGAAUCGUGUCAAGUUAGGAUUAAGUAA
Molecule: messenger RNA, 417 nt
Organism: Triticum turgidum subsp. durum (durum wheat)
Lineage: Eukaryota; Viridiplantae; Streptophyta; Magnoliopsida; Poales; Poaceae
Source: the annotation of a GenBank genome assembly